GCGAAAUCAGUUCGUUGUCGUCAGUCAGCCAGUUCAGUUCAGUUCGGUUUUCGCAGAGGUCAUCAAGGCAGAGAACCAACAGCCCGAGGAAAAUCCAUCCAAGGCGAAGGCAACACCAGCAGCGAAUUGGAGCAGCAACAGCAACAACGCAGCAGCAGUAGCAGCAGCAACAGCAACAGCAACGCAACAGCAAGCAGUCCAGUCCAAGCACAGUUGAUGCAAAAAGUUCUCAAACCAGCCGCCGCAAUCGAAUUAUUCAAACUCUAAUUCGAUUCCACUGUGCGUGUACCGUUGUGGGUGCGUGUGUCGGUGUGUGUGUGUGCGUGAGUGUCCUUGGUUGUGUGUGGCCAAAAAAGAAUAAAGAAUAUAAAGCCAAACUGAAGUAAAUCAACACUGAGGGCGCCGCCAGGAUUCAGCCGCCCACGCAGGACUAAAAAAGGAAGCUGAAAUCAGGCCAGGCCGCAGAGGAAAAUCAAUUUUCUGUUAAAAUACAUAAAUUGCAACGAUAGACGCGUCUCGAAAAGCGAAUUGCCGAGUAUAGUAGUCGGCUGCAAAACUCCAAAAACUCCGCCACCCUUUUCCCCGCCGCCCCUUUCAAUCGCUAUGCACACACACUCAAGCGCGUAGCACACACACACCACACACACACGCGCGUACAGAGCAGCAGCGCUUGGACGUUAACGGUGAAAAGAAGAAGAAGACGCCGCCUGGUUAGGCCAUCAGUGGAGGUGCAACGGGGGCUAAGGAAGGAGCAGAAAGGAGUGGAGAGCAGAGGAGGAGAAUCAAGAGAACUAACUGUAAUCUCUGGCGGAGACAGUUCACAACAGUCGCGUCCAUCGAGUUAGGCCCACUCAAAAAUCAAUCGACAGAAAAAUCAAUCACAGCCUGCCGACAUCUCCAUUAAAAAACGGCCUAACCAAGAAGCAGCAAAACCAAACUCAGAAAAGAUAACUUCCAGAAUUUCCAAUAAUAUAAAACAAAAAAAAAACAACUAUCAACUAAUACAGCCUAAAAUAAUAACUAAAUUUUUCUAAUAAAGACAUCUGUGAUUUGAAUAUAAAAACGGAACAUAAAUUUAUAAACAACAAUUAUUUUCAUACUGCACUUUUUCAAAACCAAUAAAAAAAAUAACUGAAAACCAAAUCAAUUAAAUUUAUAAAUUUCCAAACAUAAACCACAUAUAAUUCGGUGAGCGUAUAAAAUAAAUAAAAAUAUAAAUUUAAAUAUAUACCGCGCACGCAAAGCUGACACGCCUCGAGGAUAAAGUCGAAAACCGCAAAAGCAAGGAAAACGCAAAGCAAAAGCACCACCACAACCGCCAAACAGCAGAAGCAAAAGCCGGACCACCAGCCAGGGCAGCCUCAAAUUCACACAAGGUCAACGGAAUUAAUAUUUUUUAAAUGGAAAUCAUUCCUGAAGGUAAACACUUUCGUUUGGUGCAUGAAUCAGAGCUUCCAGAAAUUUUGGUAACUUUAGAGCGCUAUCUGCCGGAAUCGUUAAAGUUUCAUCAAACCAUAAAAACGUACCUGAAUGAUCGUAUUUGGGACUUUAAGUUUUAUGUUGCUAAAGAUUGGCCCGACAAACCGAUAAUUCUCCAUUUCCCAGGAUGCACGCUUGCGCCACACAACAAUAUAUACCAAACUCUAGGCAUAUUUUGUCCAUCCGCACACAUCGAGCAUGUCGAUAUGCUGCGCACCGAAGAUGUACUUAUAGAUUGGCAGAAGCCUAUGUACCUGAACUUUACGCACAUCGCCAUUAUGAAUCGCCUGGAUGACUUCUACUCGAAGUUCGGUGUGAUGGAACGACUCAGUGGUGAUAUCUACGUGUGCAACAAGCUGAACACCGAUCUGGAGCUGGAGCCGCUGCCGGAGGACGCGGAGAUGCGUCUGCUGAACCUGGACAACGUGCAGGGCAUACAUGAUCUAUAUCCUGCCAAUGAAAUCGAGUGCGUCCAGCUGUUUGACAUCCUCGUGCGCAAGCUACCUGGCCUGGGCAUCUUUCGCAAGGAAACCGGAGAGCUAGCCGCCUGGAUGGUCCAUUCAUACUACGGUGCCAUGUUCUCAAUGCAAACACGUCCAGACUUUAGGCGCAUGGGCUAUGGAAUCCGUCUGGCCAAGUCGCUGACCCAGCUGGUGAUCGAGCGCGGCUACACGCCCUUCGUGGUGAUACGUCCUGGAAAUGAUGCGUCCCGCAGUUUGUAUACGAAGCUGGGCUACGAGAAGGCUUUCGAGACGUGCCGGGUGCGGAUGACACCGGAUUGCUACGAGGACAGCACCGUGGGAACCAUUGACAACACGUCCUAUGGAAAGUUUCCGCCGUUGCCGCAGGGUGACUGCGUGGUGGUGACCAAGCUGCGGCGCAAGCAUGUGCCGGGCGAGAGCCAGACGGUAGACGAGGGCAUCGAGGAUAUGUUGGCUGAAAAAUGUGAUAUCAGCGGUGACGAGGCGAGGGAGCGCAAGACCACGACCGACGAGGGCAUCGGGGAGGACAAGUAGGCCAGGUUGGGUUAGGUAUACGAGAUAUGAGAUCGAUCGGAGCGCUGCGCCCACGCAGAACUUAUGCUUAAAGCUGUAAGCACCCAUUAGGACUCUUUAGGACAGACAGGACAUGGCACACAUCAAGUGGCGUUGAUUUUUUAAACAAUUAUAUUAACGAGAAAACCAAGAAACUGUACGAGUAUAUUUAUAGAUGGUAUAUGAAGCUUCCUCACACAGAAACGCGGCGGCGUCGAUCGGCGAAUGUGGUUUAUUCGGCCAGAAUCAAGGGAUUUAUUUUAUAUGGGUAUUGAUUAGGAUUCGAUGACAAGAACUAAACAUUAACCGGGGGAUUUAAACGAUCAAGAGCGGCGAUUAAGUCAGACAUUUUAAACGGGAACCGAGGACAGAGAGAGAGAACAUUUUUAAUUUUUUGCUAAAAAUGCUUUUACAAAAAUGAACUCCAAGAACGAACAGAGAACACAAACAGAGUGACUCAGUGCAAAUCAAGGAGCGCAUCAAUUUAUUAAAACUAUUAUAUAUAUUAACUCACUCUAUAUAUCAAAUUGUUAAACGAACUAAACAAGCAACACACAACAACUACUUCUCUCUUCUGGCUCGCCACGCAAAAUCUCUGUGAACAGGAUAAUCUCGAUUAACUCGAAUCAACC
This is a messenger RNA of Drosophila santomea, 3145 nucleotides long. RefSeq lists its product as uncharacterized. NCBI's taxonomy places the organism in Eukaryota, Metazoa, Arthropoda, Insecta, Diptera, Drosophilidae. Gene Ontology annotation, molecular function: acyltransferase activity, transferring groups other than amino-acyl groups. The transcript has 5 exons. The record is from RefSeq and is a predicted model, not a curated record. The coding region runs from base 1401 to 2495 and encodes 364 amino acids.